CCUUUAAAAUGUUCGACCUUCAUGACAAUGGCAAGGUCACGGUCGAAAAUCUGAUGUUGGUGAUGAAAACCUUAGGAAUGAAUCCUACAAAGGAGGAAGUGGAGGACAUCCUUAAGGACAUGGAUAUUGACGGCGAUGGAAUGAUCAACUUUGACGACUUUUCAAAAAGAAUGAAAGUAGAGAUGGAAUCUACGGAGGAAGAGGCGGAACUACGUAAUGCGUUUAAAUUAUUUGAUAAAGACAAGAGUGGAAAGAUAGAUUUCGAGGAGCUCCGAGUGGCAUUGUCAUCCAUCGGCGAGAGUCUUACGGAUGAGCAGGUACAGAAAAUGCUACAGGAGGCCGAUAGAAAUGGCGACGGAGAAAUCGACUAUGAAGAGUUUAUUACCAUGAUGAAUCAAUGACAGAUGACGUCAUACACACAACAGACACGGCACAUCCGGGGAAGCCUUCCAGUGUGACGUCAUGCCUGAUUAAUAUUAUGUGUAUAAUUAACAAUAGAUGUCAUUAUUUUACAAUAACGAAUAAUAAACAAGUACUUGGCUUCACAUCAUGUUACUAUGACAACCGAUAUCAACUUUCAAUAUGAGUAAACUUCCAAGUACAGUGUAUUUGCUAAG
Molecule: messenger RNA, 617 nt
Organism: Pecten maximus
Lineage: Eukaryota; Metazoa; Mollusca; Bivalvia; Pectinida; Pectinidae
Product: calmodulin-like
Exons: 3
Coding region: 9-401 (130 amino acids)
Molecular function (GO): calcium ion binding
Source: RefSeq, a predicted model, not a curated record